CAGAGGCCCGGAGACGGAGGAAAGUGUUCUUCGUCGGCUAGACGACUUAUUACUGGCACGAAGGACGAGACACCGGUUUGAUAUGUGAGCAGGGUGCCCUGACAUGGACACAGAGAUGAUUCCUAAAUUUUCAUCAAAAGAUGAAGAGGUUGAUUAUUGGAAGUCGCAAGCUCUUAAAUAUAAGAAAAGUUUUCAUGAUGCUCAAGAAGAACUGCAGGAGUUCCAGGAGGGGAGCCGAGAACUGGAGGCUGAGUUAGAGGCACAGCUCAGCCAGGCUGAACAUCGACUUCGAGAUUUACAAAGUGAAAACGAGAAAGUGAAGAACGAGGUGUCCAUCCUCAAGGAGAAACUGGAGCAGCAGUAUGCCCAGAGUUACAAACAAAUUUCUGUUUUGGAGGAUGAUUUGAGUCAGACACGCAGCAUCAAGGAGCAGCUAUACAAAUAUGUGCGAGAACUUGAACAAGCCAACGACGACUUGGAAAGAGCCAAGAGGGCAAUGAUAGUGUCUCUUGAGGACUUUGAGAGCCGUUUAAACCAGGCCAUUGAGAGAAAUGCCUUUCUUGAAAGCGAGUUGGAUGAGAAGGAGUCUCUCCUCGUGUCUGUGCAGAGGCUGAAAGAUGAAGCACGAGAUCUGAGGCAGGAGCUGGCAGUAAGAGAAAGAAACAGCGACAGGAUGUCAGCACCCAGCUCACCCACUUUAGACAUCGACAAGAUGGAUUCUGCAGUACAGGCCUCUUUGUCCCUUCCUGCCACACCUGUAGGAAAGAGUUUAGAGCAUUCUUUUGGUACUUCAAAAGCAUUGGCCAAUGGCGGUGGUGGGUCUGCCCUCACUCCUUCUGCUAGAAUGUCAGCUCUGAAUAUAGUUGGAGACCUUCUGAGAAAAGUCGGGGCUUUGGAGUCCAAACUUGCUGCUUGUAGAAACAUGGCCAAAGAUCAGGCAGCAAGAAAGAAUUACUCCACAGACAAGGGCACACUCAUCAACGGCAACGCCACCAAGUUCUCACACACUCUACACACCACUUACUUUGACAAAACCACUGUAAAUGGACUGGACCCCAGCUCCCUGACCUCCAUGGCCUCAUCCAGAGUCAUAACUCACACAGGAAUGUUGCCUUUAAGUGUAUGAGGAAUCCACAGGCGACACCAACCUCUGCUGAAACAUCCGUCUAUCCAGUCAAGUGUGGCAACAGAAAGGACAUUUCGGCUGCGGUGUGUUUGUGUGCGAGCGCGAGUGGCAGGAAAGAAGACUGAAUGUUCACUUGUGUGGGAGUGCAUGUUUGAUGGGUGCGAGAGAGGCCUGACCUAACAGUGGACUUGACUCCAGGUCACAGCUCUCAGAGCGUCUGUGUGUGGGUGCACGACCGGUUGUGCACAUGUUCCUAGCACUUCUUGCAUGUGCCUAAAUCUGUGCUGUGCUUGUUUGACCAUCUUUACGAUGCAGUGCUCCCUGUCAGUCAGCCUCAGUGUUGACUGUAGCGGUUCCACACCUCAGCAGAACUAUCUUUUUGACUAAAGGGCCUCAGAAGACCACAGCUUCAUUCAAACCUUGUUUUCUAUGAAAUUGCACAUUUAAACUUUUCUGUUUAGAAUGUAUAUUUGAAAAUGAACAUGUUCAUAUUAACUAAUUUAUCUUGCCGUGGUUUAAAAUGCAAUUUUCCUUC
This is a messenger RNA of Nematolebias whitei (Rio pearlfish), 1661 nucleotides long. It is a transcript of the gene ndel1b, whose product is annotated as nudE neurodevelopment protein 1-like 1b. Gene Ontology annotation, cellular component: kinesin complex; kinetochore; centrosome. Gene Ontology annotation, biological process: cell migration; vesicle transport along microtubule; centrosome localization. Bases 104 to 1126 code for a protein of 340 amino acids. The transcript has 9 exons. Gene Ontology annotation, molecular function: microtubule binding. NCBI's taxonomy places the organism in Eukaryota, Metazoa, Chordata, Actinopteri, Cyprinodontiformes, Rivulidae. The record is from RefSeq and is a predicted model, not a curated record.